Messenger RNA from Seminavis robusta, 411 nucleotides. The record is from the annotation of a GenBank genome assembly. Lineage: Eukaryota; Bacillariophyta; Bacillariophyceae; Naviculales; Naviculaceae.
AUGAGCUCACUCGAGAAUCCAAACUCAAUUUGCUCUUUUGGCUACGUGUGGACGAUCAUCAUCAUGUUCUCGGCAUCGGCUAGAGCUUUCUCAUUGGCAGCCACUCGUCCGGCGGCAAGGUUUCCUUACCUCGUUGCUCGUAUGAGCAGUGCUGGGGAACCAGAUACAACGAUUGUAGAUGUCUGCAAGCAGAAGAUUGAAGAUGCCUUGGGCCCUGAUAAGGUGGAAGUAACAGGUGCCUACGAUGACCCUAAUGGUUCCCAUAUCUCAGUGAUUGUGGUGUCUGACAAGUUUGAGGGCAAGAGAGCAGUACAAAGACAGCAAAUGGUCUACAAGGCACUGUGGGAAGAAUUGAAAGGGCCUGUGCAUGCCGUGGACUCCAUGAUAUGCAAGACACCUGAUGAGGCAUAA